CUGCUUUCUGCAAUGACAUCUAUAAAAGACUGUCUUUGUAUAAACUCAUAAAAAAUACUCAUUUGGGUCUUCUACAGAACCCUGAAAAAACCUUCUCAUUUCCAUGGCUGAAGAGGCUCCUAAAACCCUCUUCUUCUUCUUCCUUCAUCUCUUCGCUAUCUGUUGUUCAGGAUCUAUGGUAGGCUUUUCAUACGAUGCAAGGAAAAACUAUGCAUUCUCAUCACCUGCCGAAACUCUCUCUUUCCUGAUGAAAAAUGGGGUCCCAAGCUCUCAGAUCAGGGUCUUUGUUGUAGACCACAGGCCAUUUGAUUCGCUCUCUAACACUGGUGUAUCUGUUGAUCUCUGUGUGAACAAAACCAACAUUGAGAUCCUGCAAAAAUCAAAAGCUUCAGCUGUUUCAUGGGUUAGAACCCGCAUCGUGACCUUUCUACCACAUGUAAAAAUCACUAGCAUUUUAGUUAGUAGUAGGGAAUUGCUAGUGAAGAAUGAGAUUCAUUUGCUCCCACCCAUCUUGAAUUUGAUCCGUUCGGCCCUCAAAAGCUUCGACCUUGAUCGCCAGGUGAAAGUCUCGGCUGCGUUCCCGCUGUCCAUGAUAGAGAAUUCAGACAAAAAUAGCAGAAAAGAGCUGAUGAGGGUCAUGGAUUUUGUUAGGAAGUAUCAAUCUUUUAUUGUUGUAGAGACUAGUAUCAAUGGAGAAUUGAGCUUGGGAGAUCAAUUCAUUAAAUUGACAGUAGAAAAAGCUGUGUCUGUGGCUCUUCUUCCUUGUACAGAUAUUCCCAUGGUUUUGAAUGUUCGGAGCUCUGCAGUUCCUAGUGCAGUUGAAGUAUCUGAAUUCUCUGUGAAAAUGGCAAAAUCCAUGGAAACCCAUGCUCAGAUAAUCAAUAGGAUAUGUGGGUUAUUCGUGGAGAUUACUCCAAUGGGAGAAUCUGUGCAGAGAGAGCUCAACAGAGAAGAAGAACAGAUCUUCCCUUCUUCCCACAGAGAGCUGAUGAAUGGUAACAAUUUCAAUUUGGCAUUCAAAACCACUGUCCAUGAUACAACAUUCACACCUACAACCCCCAUAAGCAAUCCUGAGACGACACCUGUCACCGUCCCCUCUACGAACCCCACCCCAACGAUCGUCACCGUCCCCUCCACCAAUCCCAUCACCGUCCUGCCGACGAACCCCGUAUCUAGUCCUGUUUCAACACCGAUCACGGUCCCAGUAUCAACACCCAUCACAGUUCCCUCCACCAUUCCUGUCCCACCGCCACCAGCAGCACCAAUAACCAAUCCAGUCAUAACACCCAUCACAGUCCCCGUGACACCGCCCAUAACCAAUCCUGUAACAACCUAUCCAAUUCCUCCACCUGGCAGCACUCCCAUUACCACUCCCAUUACAACCCCGCCAAUGCCUCCGGCGACGACAAACCCCCCCACGGUUUCAGGGCAGAGCUGGUGCAUGGCGAAGACAGGCGCAUUGGACAGUUCACUUCAGGCAGCACUGGAUUAUGCAUGUGGGAUCGGCGGCGCUGACUGCUCAGCAAUCCAACAGACUGGGAACUGCUACAAUCCAAACACCCUUCAUGAUCAUGCUUCCUAUGCGUUUAACAGCUACUACCAGAAGAAUCCAUCGGCGACAAGCUGCGAUUUCGGAGGAACUGCUACAGUUGUCAACACUAAUCCAAGUACUGGAUCUUGCAUCUACCCUACCUCAAGCUCUAGUGCUUCUUCAUCAACAUCACCCACGUCCACAUCCACAUCACCCCCAUCCACAUCCUCAUCAUCGUCAUCAUCCGUACUGAACACAAACAAUGCCAGCUCAACCAACGUUUUCGGGCCUCAACCUCAAGUUGAUCCGAACCACUCAGCACCUGUCACCGCCAAUCUCCAUAUGAUGUUUGCCUUGGCAUCACUGACGUCAUCCUUCAUUACAGGCAAGCUUCUCCUGAUACAUGGGUAAAUUUUUUUACUUGAGUUGGAAUCACUCUUAUCUGAAACUAGGGCAGACUAGGGCAGGCAGGAGCAGUGUACACUUGUAUGUAUUUGUAGAAGAGAAGCUGCUAUUGUAUGGUCCAGAUACAGUUCUACUAACUUGUUCUACCGAAAUCGCCCCCUAUGGGAGCAGCAGCUGUGUCUGCAAAUGAGAUCUUAGAUUAGAUCAUUUGAUUUCCAAAGUUCUCACUGUUACAAUAUAUAACAAAAGACUUGCUUCUUUAGUCAAA
Molecule: messenger RNA, 2204 nt
Organism: Magnolia sinica
Lineage: Eukaryota; Viridiplantae; Streptophyta; Magnoliopsida; Magnoliales; Magnoliaceae
Exons: 4
Coding region: 104-1942 (612 amino acids)
Biological process (GO): carbohydrate metabolic process
Molecular function (GO): hydrolase activity, hydrolyzing O-glycosyl compounds
Source: RefSeq, a predicted model, not a curated record